AUGGCUAACGGUGGAGGAAAGGCUGAUGUCGUCAAGGGAUAUGUUGAAUGGGCGAUCCAGAACAACAUUGGUGUUAUAGAUGUUAAUAUUCUUAAGCAUCUCAUUCCGUCGGAGAAAUCAGUGAACUAUCAAGACGAAGACCGCAUGCGUAUGCAAAUGAGCGACCAGCUUGCUACGUACCUUUGGGAAAACUAUAUCGAACCCAACGACGCCACAAGCAUCUUCUUCCUCGGAGUGGGCAAUGCGUACUUCGGCCUAGCAAACCUUCUGGUGACCACAGAGCGAGUCCACCAGCGCGUCAGUGGGGUCAUCUCCUUCGUGGCCGAAAGCCCCGUCCGCGCCGUCUCAAGCAACACCACCACCUGGCUAUCGAAGUGGUAUAAAGAGAACUCCCUCGUCUUCGUCUCGCACCUGCACGGCGUCUGGGCCGGGCCGGAGAACAGCCGUAAGCUCUCGAAGCGGUAUGGUCGCCUCAUCCCCUCCAUGAAUGUUGGGCUGAAUGAGAUGCUUAAUGCACACAAGGAGGAUGUGAUUAAGUUUAUAACGGAUCGGCUGGAAGAGGAUGAAGAGGACGAUGAGGCCGGCGGGGACAGCUAG
Histoplasma mississippiense is the source of this 597-nucleotide messenger RNA. RefSeq lists its product with no specific name. The coding region runs from base 1 to 597 and encodes 198 amino acids. The record is from RefSeq and is a predicted model, not a curated record. The transcript is spliced from 5 exons. NCBI's taxonomy places the organism in Eukaryota, Fungi, Ascomycota, Eurotiomycetes, Onygenales, Ajellomycetaceae.